CGACUUCUGUUUUACGAAGAACGAUACUACAAGCACUACCAGCCGGUUGACGAAAUCAAAUUUUCACGAUGAAGAAGAAAGGAUACAAGAUUAGUAAAGGAGAAGGUUCGAUGACUUUAGAAGCUCAGAAUGAUGAAGAUAUUUGGCAUGCAUACAAUCUUAUCAAUAUCGGGGACGAAGUUAGAUCAUCAGCCGUACGGAAGAUCGUUAGUGAAUCCAACUCGACGAGUGGAAAUAAAGAAUCACGUCGUGUUCAUCUUAACUUGACGAUCGAAGUGAAGAAGAUAGCUUACUCGGGUGUAGAUUUAGAUGGAGCGGAUGGUUCUGAAGGCGGCGCAUCGAUCAACCCCAACAAGCCUCCGCCUGAUACAGCCAUACUUCAUGUUUCUGGACCUAUCUCUCAACCCAAUGAACAUGUCAAAAUGGGCGCAUUUCAUACAUUAGAUAUUGAAGCUGGUCGAACUUUUACAAUCAUCAAGGGUCCUCAAGGGUGGGACUCACUUCAUUUUCAACGGAUACAAGAGUCUCUGGAUGGAGCAACAGGUGCCGAUGUAGGAGCCGUUCUAUGCGAUGAGUCAGGAAAGGCAACGAUAUGUUUAAUAGGAUCGCAUACUACGACUGUUAGACAGCGGAUAGAAGUGAAUGUAGCUCAGAAAAAGAAAACGGGACAAGGUUCGGGAACUGAUAAAGCGAUGGAUAAAUAUCAUCGUCAAAUCUAUGAUGGAAUGAUCAAAUAUUUUCCUUUUACCGAUCUCAAGCUUAUUGUCUUCGCUAGCCCUGGAGGGGCGAAAGAUUUGGCAUAUGAAUGGGUCUUUGCAGAAGCUGUGAGGACCGGAAAUAAAGCGAUAAUGUCAUCUAAAUCAAAAGUAAAACGAUUACCGAUCAGUUCUGCGCAUGUCAAAUCACUUACUGAAGUGUUAAGCUCACCUCAGAUUGCUAAUCAACUUCAAGGAACCAAAUAUACAAAAGAAAUUCAAGCACUUGAAAAGUUUGAUAAAUUACUUAUAUCUGAUGAACAAAAAGCUUGCUAUGGCGAAAGUCAUGUUGAUAGAGCUGCCGAUUUUGGAGCUAUUGGAACUUUAAUGAUUAGUGAUUCGUUAUUUCGGAACUCAGAUCCAGUUAAGCGUAAGAAAUUUAUGGAAUUAUCAAAGCAAGUAGAACAAUUUGGGGGUUCAGUGAUGGUAUUCUCAAGUAUGAAUGCAUCUAGUACAAGACUCAGUGAACUCACUGGAGUGGCUGCGAUAUUAACGUUUCCCUUAGAUAUGGAUGCGAUUGGAGCUGAAGGUCAAGGGGUUGAAAAUGCCGGUAAAUGAAUUGUGUAUCCAUUAUUUUUUAUAGUUAUAUCACAAGUCUCGUGUUCUUUUAUGCCACAGUAUUCGAAUAGUAAGAGAAUGGGAAAUGUCAUGUGUCACAUGGCAUCAAGUGACUUUUUUGUAAAUCAAGGUAUCAUUAAUGUCAACAUCAACAUCAUUGUCAUAUUGACCUGAUUAACUUUCU
Molecule: messenger RNA, 1497 nt
Organism: Melampsora larici-populina 98AG31
Lineage: Eukaryota; Fungi; Basidiomycota; Pucciniomycetes; Pucciniales; Melampsoraceae
Exons: 5
Coding region: 69-1313 (414 amino acids)
Biological process (GO): nonfunctional rRNA decay; nuclear-transcribed mRNA catabolic process, non-stop decay; ribosome disassembly
Cellular component (GO): cytoplasm
Source: RefSeq, a predicted model, not a curated record